Molecule: messenger RNA, 1347 nt
Organism: Ophidiomyces ophidiicola
Lineage: Eukaryota; Fungi; Ascomycota; Eurotiomycetes; Onygenales; Onygenaceae
Exons: 2
Coding region: 1-1347 (448 amino acids)
Source: RefSeq, a predicted model, not a curated record
AUGGAGUCGUUGGGGCCGCACCAGCCCCAGCCUGACUCCCAAGAUCAUACCCGACGAACACCUCAACCUACCACCAGCGAUAAUACCGAUGAUGAGAACAGAGACAGUGGCUCAGCUUUGGGUAUUGGGGCUGCCGCUUUCAGCGUCGAGACGUCACAACAAUCAGCGGUCGACCCUUGUGACACAGACUCGUUUACACACCAUCUCGGCAGCACCAGUAACCUGCGGAGAACGUGGCAUUUAGUACCUCCGAAUGCAGAUUCGGAGAGUGUUUCUACUGAAAUACAGAACACUGGCUCUAGAGAAGCACCUGUACCCAAUAUUCUGGGCUCGUCAAGCAGUACGGUACCUACGGAUGCCAAUCCUGGAGCUACGAACAGGACGACCGACGAUGACGACAAUGAAGACCAGAAAGACAAGAAGGAGUCGCUCCCCCCUGAUGAUGGGAUGCGUUCUUUGCGGCAGCGAAUACAUGCUAUCCGAGCAAGCGAUGCAUCUGGUGAAGAAAAGGCCCAGCAGAUCCAUAAAAUCAUGAAUGAGAGCCACAGUGCCCACACCAGGCACACUAUAGGCUUUUGCGCAGAGGGUCCAUCAACGCAUCAAUUCACAUCAAGAGAUGGCAGCCCCUCAGGCAAAGAUUCUUUCUCACCUAGAUCCUUGAGUGGCUUGAAUACUUCUGGCCGCCCGUAUUAUCUGACAAAAGAGGACUAUGCUCCGACAUAUGCACCUGUAGAUGUUUUAUCUGAAGAUGACGAUGGUCACCAAGGGGCAGGGAGGCCUAACCUGGAAAAAGCACCAGAGCUGGGGUGCAAACAUUAUAAACGAAAUGUCAAACUACAAUGCUAUGCGUGCAAAAAAUGCUGCGAUUCCUACAAUACAACGGAAAUACGAGUAUAUAACGAAAAUUCGGACACUCUACCACCUAGUGGCGCUACUCUUUCCAACAGAAGUUUGGCGCGAUCAAUACCAGGAGUUGAUGGACCGUCGGGUUCAUUAACAGCAGGCACACAGCAAUCACGGUCACUUAAUGCACGAUCAGUCUCUCCGACUGUCAGCAAUUAUUUCGGACUAAGUAGGCGUCGAGAAUCUAUAUGGACUAACCCCUCACAACCCGGGGCCGGAAACUCAGCUGAAGAUAAUGAAUAUAGGGAAAAUAGUGCCAAUACAUCAUUUUGGCCAGUUUCAACCCUUAGACGCGCGACUUGGAAUCUCCUAGGAAGCAGCUGGCGGAGCGAGAGUGGAGAAGAUGAAGCUAUUGAUUUUGAAGAGGAUGCCGAUGACGAAAAGGAGGACGAGGAUGAGGACGAGGAAACUGGCGAUAUCAUUGAUAUUUUUGGCCACCGAUGA